GUGUCACUCAAGUGGCGACUGGGCGUGGUGAGGCGGAGACCCAAAGACGAUGGGCCUUACUCAAAAGCGGGGAAGGACGCAGCUGGGGCCGACGGGGCCCUGGCGUGCCGCCGUCAGAGCAUUCCUGAGGAGUUCCGGGGCAUCACCAUGGUGGAGCUGAUUAAGCGUGAGGGCAGCACUCUGGGCCUGACUAUCUCAGGAGGAACUGACAAGGACGGGAAGCCCAGAGUCUCCAACCUGAGACCUGGGGGCCUGGCUGCCAGGAGUGAUCUACUGAAUGUGGGCGACUACAUCCGCUCAGUGAACGGGAUCCAUCUGACCCGGCUCCGACAUGACGAGAUCAUCACCCUGCUGAAGAAUGUGGGCGAGCGCGUGGUGCUGGAGGUGGAGUAUGAGCUGCCCCCGCCUGCUCCCGAAAACAACCCGAGGAUCAUUUCCAAGACGGUGGAUGUCUCCCUCUACAAGGAAGGCAAUAGCUUCGGCUUUGUCCUCAGAGGAGGUGCCCACGAGGACCUGCACAAAUCCCGCCCUUUGGUUCUGACUUAUGUGCGACCUGGUGGCCCAGCAGACAGGGAGGGCUCCUUAAAGGUGGGUGACAGGCUGCUCAGCAUAGAUGGGAUCCCCCUGCAUGGGGCCAGCCAUGCUACGGCAAUAGCCACCCUACAGCAGUGCAGCCACGAGGCUCUUUUCCAGGUGGAGUACGACGUAGCCACCCCAGACACCGUGGUCAAUGCUUCAGGCCCAUUGGUGGUAGAAAUAGUCAAGACCCCAGGAUCUGCCCUGGGGAUCUCUCUCACCACUGGCUCCCACCGGAACAAGCCGGUUAUCACCAUUGACCGUAUCAAGCCAGCCAGUGUGGUGGACAGGAGUGGUGCCCUGCAUUCUGGAGACCACAUCCUGGCCAUCGAUGGCACCAGCACAGAGCACUGCUCCCUGGUCGAGGCCACCAAACUCCUGGCCAGCGUGACUGAGAAAGUACGGCUGGAGAUCUUGCCUGCACCCCAGAGUUGUCGGCCCCUGAAGCCCCCAGAGGCAGUGAGAGUACAGAGGAGCGAGCAGCUGCACCGCUGGGACCCCUGUGCCCCCUCUUGCCACAGUCCAAGGCCAAGCCACUGCAGGCCACCCACGUGGGCACCUGGAGGCCAGGACCAGAGCCGAUCCUUGUCCUCGACUCCCUUCUCCUCACCAACCAUGAACCCCGCCUUUCCCUGUGCCAACGCCAGCACCCUGCCCCGAGGACCCAUGAGCCCCAGGACAACAGCGGGGCGGAGGAGGCAGCGAAGGAAAGAACACAGGAGCUCUUUGUCACUGGCCUCCAGCACGGUGGGGCCUGGCGGGCAGAUUGUUCAUACUGAGACGACAGAAGUCGUGCUCUGUGGAGACCCCCUCAGCGGCUUCGGCCUCCAGCUCCAGGGAGGCAUCUUUGCCACCGAAACCCUGUCCUCCCCACCCUUGGUGCGCUUCAUUGAACCGGACAGCCCCGCUGAGAGGUGUGGUCUGCUGCAGGUUGGGGAUCGCGUCCUAGCCAUCAAUGGCAUUGCCACCGAGGAUGGGACUAUGGAGGAAGCCAACCAGCUGCUGCGGGACGCUGCGCUGGCCCGCAAAGUCGUUCUGGAGAUCGAGUUUGAUGUGGCAGAGUCUGUCAUCCCAAGCAGUGGGACGUUCCAUGUGAAGUUACCCAAGCGGCGUGGUGUGGAGCUGGGCAUCACCAUCAGCUCGGCCAGCAGAAAGCGAGGGGAACCCCUGAUCAUCUCUGACAUCAAGAAGGGCAGCGUGGCACACAGGACUGGCACCCUUGAGCCAGGCGACAAGCUGCUGGCCAUUGACAAUAUCCGCUUGGACCACUGUCCCAUGGAGGAUGCUGUGCAGAUCCUGCGCCAGUGUGAGGACCUGGUCAAGCUGAAGAUCCGGAAAGAUGAGGACAACUCAGAUGAGCAGGAGAGCUCUGGCGCCGUCAGCUACACGGUGGAGCUGAAGCGCUAUGGCGGACCCCUGGGCAUCACCAUCUCCGGCACAGAGGAACCCUUUGACCCUAUCAUUAUCUCUGGCCUCACCAAGCGUGGCCUGGCUGAAAGGACUGGUGCCAUCCAUGUGGGGGACCGCAUCCUGGCCAUCAACAGCGUGAGCCUCAAGGGCCGGCCCCUGAGCGAGGCCAUCCACCUUCUUCAGGUGGCAGGGGAGACUGUCACGCUGAAGAUCAAGAAGCAGCUGGACCGACCCCUUUUCCCUCGUCAGUCAGGCAGUCUCAGUGAGGCCAGUGAUGUGGAUGAGGAUCCCCCGGAGGCCCUCAAGGGAGGCUUGGUGACAACCCGCUUCUCCCCUGCUGUACCCAGUGUGGACAGUGCUGUGGAGUCCUGGGGCAGUAGCUCUGCCACAGAAGGUGGCUUUGGGGGCCCAGGCUCCUACACUCCGCAGGGGCCAGUCCGGAGUGUCACUCCCCAGGAGUGGCGUUCCGGUAGAUUGAAGAGUAGCUCCCCACCCCUUGAGCCCCGGAGGACGAGCUACACACCAGGCCCAGCUGACGAGAGCUUUCCAGAGGAAGAGGAGGGGGAAUGGGAGCCACCAAUGAGCCCAGCCCCUGGCCCCGCCCGAGAGGAGGGCUUCUGGAGAGUGUUUGGAGAGGCCCUUGAAGACCUGGAGUCCUGUGGUCAGUCGGAACUUCUAAGGGAGCUGGAGGCUUCCAUCAUGACAGGCACUGUACAGAACAUGGCUGUGCAUAGCAGGCCUGGCUCUCGGCCCUGGCGCCGGAGCCGGGAGGUCCGAACAUCCCCCGAAGACCUGCAGGAGCUGCUGUUGCCAACGCCCCUGGAGAUGCACAGGGUGACCCUGCACAGGGACCCGGUGCGGAACGACUUUGGCUUCAGUGUCUCAGAUGGCCUCCUGGAGAAAGGUGUCUAUGUCCACACUGUCCGAGUUGACGGGCCGGCCCAGCAUGGAGGCCUGCAGCCCUUUGACAGACUCCUGCAGUCAGUCCUAUAUGUGCAGCUUCCUUCGAGAACUUUCACUCACCGGGACUCUGUCCCUCGGCUGUGCACUGCGCAGGUCAACCAUGUUCGCACGCGGGACUUCGACUGCUGUCUGGCGGUUCCACUCCUGGCAGAGGCUGGGGACAUUCUGGAGCUGGUGGUUAGCCGCAACCCACUGGCACAGAGCCGCAGGACACCACGAGCACCAGGCCCCAGCAGUCCCCAGAUGCUCUGAGGUCAUUGCAUAGCUCAGCUGGAGGAGUGGCCCCUACUCAUCCACUUGUGGGUCUCAAGAUCUCAGACCCAUCAGAGUGGCAUCUUCAAGUUGGAUCUUCAAGAUGCUCAGAGAAACCCCAAGGAAAAGGGGUCGGCCCUGCUGCUCAGCCAGGAGAGAGUCAGAGAUUUCUCCAGAUCCCUUCACAGUCACCGAAGAGCUGCAACAGUAGUGGGGACAUUCCAGCUUAGUGUGGGAACUGGAAUGGGCUGCCAGUGUUUACCAUCCUGGGAGGUUGAUCAGCAGGAGGCAGACAGUCCUAGUCUGUGGCGGGAGGCAUUUGGUGAUCCAGCUAUAUAGGUGGUACCCAGUACACGGAUGGGGACCCUGCCACCAGGAAGGAUGUGGCACAUUGCGAACACUGUCUUCCUUUCUCCCAAAUCCUGGUGUUAUGAGAGCCUCCAGAAUGCAGCGACCAUGUUGGAAAACCCCAACUAGGAACAUCUAAGAUGCCAGGAAAUGCUAGCCCUUUCCUUCAGGUCAGUGGCUCAAUCAUUUCAGCUCCAUGGGUGAUUUUGAACUUUAGAGCAGAGCUGUGGCCAUCAACCCUCCUGUGCCAAAAAACUAGAGCCCCUGUCUCCCUCCAGAGAAGGGCACUGCUCGGGGUCAAACAAUCCAGGAGCAUCUACUCACCUGCUAUUCCAACAGACCUGGAAAGCCAUGGAAAUAAGGCUGAGUCACAGCUCUGCCCCCAACCCCAUCAGUGGAAGGGAGAAAGAGGAAGAGGAAAAAGAAGCUGGGGUGGAGUGUCCAAAGAGACUAUUCAGGGAGGUCCCCACUUCACAGCUUGAUGGCCAGCAUCCCUUAUCUCGGGCUUCCUCUAUCUCUACCAAGCAGAACUCUUUCAGCUUCAAGCCGGACACAAGCCACUUCCUAGUGGGCUGGGCUGGUCUCGGGAUUGGCUUUGCAUUUGCCCAGCUCAAGGUCUCAAGGACCCAGGGGCCUCCAAUCUUACCCCAUCUCCUCUCUCAGCCUUUGAAGCUCAUUGCCAGAAAGACUCCCUGUUCUAGGGGACAGAUGGAGGCCCAAGAAGCCAUUCUAUUCCGGGUUUCCUUCUUGGUUGUGACCUUGAGUGGAUCUGAACAGACACAGGGCUGUCUCUAGCUGCCCGCUGAGACUCCUCAGCUCUCUGCUUUCCCUCAGCUGAACCCACAGCCGUUCAUGGUGGCUUCCCCAGGGUCUCUCAUGUCUGAGUCCAGGCAACCCAGUGUCUCCGCUUUCACUCCCCCAGGGUAAAAAGAUACUGCCCAUGGCUCAUGGGCACCAAACAAACCAAGACCUUCAAGCUUCGAGGGUAGGUGAGUGACACAGCAGAGAGGCGACUUCUGGCCACCAGCACCUGAUACUCUCUGAUCUUGGGCUGACGGCUCAGCCUCUCUGGGCUUCUGAUACAUGGCAUGACUGACUGUACUCUAAAGGCCUCUUGGGAAAUCUGUGUUCUAUUCAGACUCCAGGCUCCAAAAAUACAAGCACUGCCCUCCCCUCCGGCUGAGCCUCUCCCAUCCUCCCAGACAUAUGCAACAAGGCCAAGUGGGUGGACCUCGUGGCCAUGGCCUGAGGCCUUCUUCAUAUGCAAUAUCCACCCCCUGGCUUCUCACAGGGGUGUUCGCCCCACACAACGUCCCUAGCCCCCUCUCCAGUGAGCAUCCUGCCUGCCUAUGCAUUUUGGGUACCUCCCCUAUGACACCCUGCCCCCACCCCCAGAGCUGUAUUUUUCUCUGGCUAAGAUUAGAACAUAUUCCUUGUAAAGUAUUUUUCUAUGCGGGUUUUCUUAGGGCUCCCAGGAAGCACCCAGCACACUCAUGGCUCCACUGGACAGGCUGUUUCUGGUCCGUCUGUGGCCCACGUAUAAAUCUCUGUCCCACCAGACAUCACAGUGACUGGGGGGAGGUGAGUGCUAAUGGGGUGAAUUUUUAAUAAAAUUGGUUAA
Molecule: messenger RNA, 5170 nt
Organism: Psammomys obesus (fat sand rat)
Lineage: Eukaryota; Metazoa; Chordata; Mammalia; Rodentia; Muridae
Gene: Grip2
Product: glutamate receptor interacting protein 2
Exons: 24
Coding region: 148-3201 (1017 amino acids)
Biological process (GO): neurotransmitter receptor transport, endosome to postsynaptic membrane
Molecular function (GO): protein binding
Source: RefSeq, a predicted model, not a curated record